This is a messenger RNA of Procambarus clarkii (red swamp crayfish), 2737 nucleotides long. RefSeq lists its product as uncharacterized. Lineage: Eukaryota; Metazoa; Arthropoda; Malacostraca; Decapoda; Cambaridae. Gene Ontology annotation, molecular function: A2-type glycerophospholipase activity. The record is from RefSeq and is a predicted model, not a curated record. Gene Ontology annotation, biological process: arachidonate secretion; phospholipid metabolic process.
GAAGCCAUCACGGUUUCCGCCAGUACCUAACGCCAUGUUGGUUGUACACCGGUGCUUUCUCCUGCCCCUUGUGGCUGCCCUGCACCUAGAAAUACGGGGAGAAAAUGCUCUAAAAGGAGACCAAGGUGCUCCAGGCUUUCCCGAAGAGGACCCGAGAGAGAUAGCACGGGGAUUGUUGUCUCAAGAGGAGAAGGAGACGUCUGUGGAAGGAGGGGGUGAGGACCAGAAGCGGCUUCACCUCCAGCAGGUCACAGCAGAUGGAGAACUCGGUGGUCGUCUUCGCAGGUACGUAGGGGAUGGCUACGUUGGAGGAUGGAAGGCCAGUGACAGCCAGAGUGACCCUGGACCUAUAAUAGUGACGUUGAUUCACUGUGAACAGCUCAUGAUUCUCAGAGAAACCACGAUGCAGGGUGUCCCCAUCGGCUGCACCUUCAGUAAGCGACUACCGACUCCGGAGCUUCAAGAGGAGCAGAUGGCGAAGUGGGAACAUCUGGCUAGUCUGGUGCAGGUGAUCGACUCCAUCUCAGAGUUUCUGGACGUCAUAGAGACCUGCUUCGCCACAGAGAACGCCACCCACAGGGUUGACUGGUCAAUCAUGACACUGGUCCAGGGAAUAGCGCCCGGUACGUUAUGGUGUGGUCAGAACCAGAUAGCUCAGGACCUCACUGAGCUGGGCGUCCUGCGGAGCCUUGAUGCCUGCUGUCGCCUGCAUGACCUCUGUCCCAUCCAGGUCAAUCCCCUGAGCUCGUACAGAGGAGUCAGCAACACGUCUCCGAAAUUCUUAACCCACUGCGAGUGUGACGUCCGUUUUGCAGAGUGUCUGGGAAAGGUGGACAGCUUCGCAGCUCGCAUAAUCUUCCACGCUUACUUCAACGUCUUCUUCCGAGGGGGGCUGUGUGCCAGUCAGAGAGAGUUCCUUCCGGUCGACACACUCUCCAAGAGUUUCCUGAACGUGUGGUCCAAUGUUAGUGAUGUAGUGCUGUCCCUCGCCAACCCCUCCGCUAACCAGACCAGGAGCUCUAGUUAUCUACGGACUCUACAGAGUAAACUGAAGCAUAAUGCGUCUUUCAGUAACAUUAUUUCAACAGUAUUUGAGGACAGUGUUACACAGGCCACCGAUGGAAUUUAUAAGGCACACAAGAUGGAGGAACAGAGCGACGCCAAGAUCUUGGGAACUAAGAAUCAUGAGCUGAUGUGCAAGUUAUAUCUGGGACGCAGAAGGUCGCGAAGAGAAGGUGAAGGCGAUCAAAAUGACAGUCUGCCGCUGGAUUUCUCAGACUCCAUCACUCGGUUACCAACCACUACAGGGCUGACUGGCAAUCUUUCCACCGUUACAGUAGCUGGUUCUCCCCUUCCCUCUUCAGUAGUUACUGACCAUCUUACCACCACCACUACAGAAGCUGGUUUACUUACAGCAGAAAAAAUUGGUGCCCGGCCACAUUAUGUUGGAAAUCAGAGUUAUCUGAUAAAUGAACAGUUGACUUCGGUUACUGAAUGGUCUGUAACGGAGACAAGAGACAUAAUUCAAGACAAAACAUUAAGUAUAUUGACGAGCGAGAGGGAGGCUUCUAAUACAGUCGCCUCUAUUUUGAUAUUGGAUUUUGAUUCGACUUCAAAUAGCACUUCGACCCUCUCAGUUGAGACGCUCAGUGCGGGAGGACGUUCAGAUUCUGCCAAUUAUUCAGUUUGGGCUCCACCCACGGCUCCUGCUCCACCCACGGCUCCUGCUCCACCCACGGCCUCGGCUCCACCCCCGGCUCCUGCUCCGGCCACGGUCCCACCCACGGCCCCGGCUCCGGCUCCACCCACGGCCACGGCUCCUGCUCCGGCCACGGCUCCUGCUCCACCCACGUCUCCUGCUCCACCCACGUCUCCUGCUCCACCCACGGCCCCGGCUCCACCCACGGUUCCGGCUCCAUCCACGGCUCCACCCACGGCCCCGGUUCCACCCACGGCUCCGGCUCCACCCUCAGCAUCGGGUCCAAAUAUGACUCUGCUCUCGUAUACCCCAAAUGUAACGGAGAGCAGUCUCUCCUCAACACUCUCACCAAACUCUACAGUGACGACAGAGGAGGAUGAAGAGAUGCUGCUGGCUUGCCACAAAUACGAAGAAAUUAUUCUCCACGAAGAGACGGAGGCCUUCAUCCGCAGGGAAUUGAUUGGGAAGGACAUUAGCGAAGAGCAGUUUGGAAAGCUUUUGUCCGAAUACAAUCGCAGACUCGGAGAAACCUUGAAGCGUCUUCCCAAUGUGGCCAAGGAGGAGGCAGAGCGUAUUUAUGAUAGUAUAUAUUAUAAGAACACUGAUGUGUUGGAUAAAAUAGCACCAAACUUGUUCGGAUACAAGAUUGGGCAACCGGACCAUCCGGUACCGGUAGAUGGUGACCCGGUACUCUCAGGUGGGGAGGCGUCGGAAAGUGAUGAAUCUAUGGAAGGUGAUUUAUGGGAAGGAAACUACGUCAUUGUCAAGUUUCGGGACUACAUCCGGGUCGUGCUGGAGACGUUGAAACACACCGACUCUGAAAAAUAACAUUUGUCCAUAUAUUUCUCGUUAAAUAUCAAGCUGUGUAUUACCAUGCAUAAACCAUUUGGGGAGAGACGGAACCGGUCUACUAUACAGCUUAAAAAUUAAUAACUUUUGAAUUUAUAUUGAUAUAAGUUUCUUUUUACUUUGAAAAUUAUUGAAUGUAUUAUUUGCAGUCUGAAGAAUGUACGACGGAAUAAAUGUAAUUUUAUGCAA